UCAUUUCACACAGACAGGAUAUUUGCACAACAAUAGCAUGGUCACAAAUGUGUAUGCCAGGAAAAUAUGACAAGCAGCACAGCAAUUGGUCCUCUGGCAAACUGGCAUAUUGGCACAGUAGAAGAAAGAAUGUGUUAGUGCCGGACAGACUACGGAAGAACAGGAAAAGGAGGAGUAGUGCGAGAAAGGGAGAGACAGGUGAAAAGGAAUUUAUCUGGGGCAGUGGAAAAGGAGGAUCUUCCUGUCUUCUCUUUCGGCUAUUACUGGCCAACCCUGCCAGAACUGGGCUGUAGUUUGUUUCAAGAGGUGUGUGUGUGAGAGGAGGAAGGGAGGGAGAGAGAGAGUGAGUGAAUUUAGGGGAGGGUGGAGGAGGUGGAAGAGGAGGAGGGGGUGGGGAUCAGAUAAGCUCUGAGGCAGUCCUACGCUGGGCGUCUGAGCGUUGGAUCUGUGAUCCUCCCGUCUGAUACUUUCCGCUGCGAGCGAAAACUUCAGGGCCGUGCGUGCCUCCCGGGAGUGAGCGCUGGAGAUCGGAGUGAUCGCGCUCCCAACUCAUCGCUUUACCGGGAUAACAGCUGUCAUGGGAGACCUUGCCCGCGCUCCGAUCCAAUCCGUGCCAUUCCCUUGCCAAUGGGAUGAGUAGAAGCCCAGGAAUGGAGGAGGGAGGAAGCACAUAAUUGAGUGUAUUCAGCUCCAGGUGAGACAGCUGUGGUCCACUGUGUCGCCCCAAGUCACAACCAGAGGACGACUGCCUUCCGGCAUCCCGUGACGGGACAGAUAUCGCCUGAAAAUUCCGACUACAUCCUGCAGGAACAGACAAACUCCCGCAUGUCCAAACCACCGCCAGACCACAGGCCACCCAGCAUGGUCAGCGAGACCUCCACAGCUGUGACCACAUCCACAGUGGACGCCACCUCAGGGUCUAAGGUCCCCAAGAACGGUGGGAAGGUGCACAGCUUUGGGAAGAGGGAGCAGGCCAUCAAGAGGAACCCCAACAUGCCGGUGGUGGUGAGGGGAUGGCUUUACAAACAGGACGGCUCCGGAAUGAGGCUGUGGAAGCGCAAGUGGUUCGUGUUGUCUGAUUACUGCCUCUUCUAUUACAAAGACAGCCGGGAGGAGACGGUCCUGGGCAGCAUCCCCCUCCCCAGCUACGUCAUCUCGCCGGUGGAGCCUGACGACCACAUCAGCCGCAAGUACGCCUUUAAGGCCACCCAUACUGGGAUGCGCUCGUACAUUUACAAUAAGAACUCUGUGAUUGGCUCGCAGGCCGAGCACGGUGGCAUGCGCACAUACUACUUCAGUGCCGACACGCAGGAGGACAUGAACGGCUGGAUCCGGGCCAUGAACCAGGCGGCCCUCAUGCAGAGCCACGGCGUCAAGAGAGAGAUUGAGAGGCCAGAGAAGCUGGAGCAACAGGCAGUCCCGCAGACCAAUCACGUCAACAACUGCAGCAAGAGCUCCUCCCAGCCCGAGAGCCUCUACCAACCGGAGCGGGGCGAGGGGCAGAGCAAGGACAUAGAUAGAGCGGAGGCGCUGGCCAGGGUGGGGAUGGAGGUGGAGGUGGACGGGCUCUCGCCGGAGUCGGUGGCCCCCUCGCGGCCCUCCUCCACCCUGCCAUCCACCCAUCGCAACGGCCUCCCCUCUGGCCCCGGGGCCCUGCCCCUAGAGCAGAACGGGAACGUGGUGUAUAAGAGGGGCCUGGUGCAGCGCGCCGACACCGAAAAGCAGGUUCAGAGGAAGACGGCCCUGGCCCAGGUGGAGCACUGGGUCAAAGUGCAGAAAGGAGACUCGAAGAGCCAUCCCUCCACUGAUUACAGCCUCCCCCGCCGGACGCCGCCUCUGCAGCCCAAGGUCAGCGUGGUGGAGGCUUACCAGUCGUUGCCAAAGACCCUCCGCCACCCUUCAUCUGGGGGCUCCCCGCCGGCGCCCCGCAACAUGCCCAGCGACUACAAGUACGCCCAGGACCGGCUGAGCCACUUCCGCAUGACCACGGACGAGCGCGUGGCCAACCGCGAUGGCAUGGUGUGGCAGCUGUACGAGUGGCAGCAGCGGCAGCAGUACCGUCACGGCAGCCCCACGGCGCCCAUCUACGCCGGGCCCGACUACCUGGACGCAGCCGGCACCUCCUUCCGCGUCACGCUGGAGGUGCCCCGCUCCAUCUCCGUGCCCCCGUCGCCCUGCGACCUGCCCCCGCCUGCGCCACCGUCCAAGCCGCUGUCGCCGCCGCGGAGGCCCCACACGCCCAGCGACAGGGUGACUGUGCGACCGCUGAACGAGGUGCCCCUCGCCGACCACCCGUUUGUCUGCUCCCCCCGACGCGCAUACUCACAGCUCUCGAAGACUUCGCAGAUAGAGAGACGAUCAGUGCCAACCAUGGGCUACAUCACCCAUACAGUCAGCGCCCCAAGCUUGCAUGGGAAAACGGCCGAUGAUACUUACAUGCAGCUGAAGAAGGACCUGGAGUAUCUAGACCUGAAGGUCACUGGGCGUGAAACGCUAAAAGACAGACCAGCACGGCCCGUUAAAAUAGCUGAAAGUGACAUUGAUGUGAAGCUUAGCCGAUUAUGUGAACAAGACAAGAUCCUUCAAGAGCUGGAGAUGAGGAUUCGCACCCUGAAGGAGGAUAAGGAUAAGCUGGAGUCAGUGCUGGAUGUGUCCCAUCAGCAGAUGGAGCAGUACCACGACCAACCCGCUCACGCCGAGAAGAUCGCCUACCAGCAGAGGCUGCUGCAGGAGGACGUGGUGCACAUCCGCGCAGAGAUCUCCCAGCUCUUCACGGAGAUGGAGAACGCCUGGAGUGAGUACAGCAGUCUAGAGGGGGAUGUGGACCGGCUCAGGUCAGCGCUGCAGGAGCAGAUGAGCCGCUGCUCCAUCACCCAGCAGGAGAAAGUUCAGUUGAGGAAGGAGCUUUGGCGGAUAGAGGACGUAAUAGCCGGCUUGAGCUCCAACAAAGCCAACUACGAAAUCACUGUUGACUCAAUGCAGAACCCAGAGCGUAAACUUGUGCCUUCAGUGUCCUCCUCAGUGCCUUCCCUUUCUGCGAGCCCGUCGGCAGGGCAGCUGAAGUCUCUCCAGCACAGCCCCUCACAGCCUACCCAGCAGCCCCUGCUACAGUCAUCAACAGGCCUGCAUGCUGCGCACAAACCAAAAUGGGGAGAGGAAGGUGCUCCACCGCGGCCUCCCCUUCCUCAGCUCUACAGCCCUGACCAGAACCCCCCUGAAGUGCCCCCCCUGCCCAAGGAGUCGUCUGUCAUCAGGCACACAUCCGUCCGAGGCCUCAAGCGCCAAUCCGACGAGCGCAAGCGAGACCGGGAGGUCGGCCAGUUCUCCAACGGAGACAAGGUGGAGAUCCGGGCGUUCCUCAGUGAGCCGGAGCUGCGGGGAGUCAGCGGGGUGCAGGGGGGCGCCUCAACACUGGUCAGCGGUUACCAGACCCUCCCCAGCAGAGGAGUUACAGGCUCCUCUUCCAGACUGAAUCAGUCCACAAACAUUUCAUCUUAUGUCACCCUGAGAAGAGGAGCCUCGGCACCAGGCUUGAAGGAGAGACCAAAGAGUGCACUGGAGCGCCUGUACUCGGGGGACCCGGCGCUGCAGCGGGGCCGCAUGAGCGCUGAGGAGCAGCUGGAGCGCAUGAAGCGCCACCAGAAGGCACUGGUGCGCGAGCGCAAGCGCACCCUCAGCCAGGGCGAGCGCCAUGCCUCCGCCUCCUCCUCCUCCGUAGGCUCCUCCCCGGCCGCCAACGCCGCUGGAUCCAGGCCCGGCUCGUCCGGAGCGGCCACCCCACGACCCGUCUCAGCUGACCUGGGAUCAUGGAAGCGGGAGCAAGAGUUCGACUUGCAGCUGCUGGAGCGGGCGGUGCAGGGAGAGGAGAGGCCGGCCGAGCACAGGGAGAGGCCCCGCUCCCAGUCGGACGAGUGGCUCACCCUGCGCUCCAUGAAGGAGCUGGACCUGGAGCCCGUGGACUACAAUGUGGACCUUAGCCGAGAGCUGUCCAAACCCAAGAAGGUGGAGAUCCCAGAGCGCUAUGUGGACCUGGAGCCCGAGGAGCCGCUGAGCCCUCAGGAGAUGGAGGCCCGCCACCGCAAAGUGGAGCGCAUCAAGAGCAUCCUGGCCAAGUCCAGUGUCCAGAACAUGCAGCCAACUGUAGUGGUGGAUAAGUGUGAGCUCCCCGGCCUGGACUCUGCAUUGCAGGAACAAGAGAGGAUCAUCACCAUGUCCUACGCUCUAGCCUCCGAAGCGUCCCUCAAGAGCAAGCAGGUGGCAGCUCCCCAGCAGGCUAACGAUGCCUCCGCCUCCCCUCCGCCCUUUUCUCCUCUUCUUCCUCCUCCCCCUCCUCCUCCUCCUCUCCCACCCUCCACCUCCCCCCCUCAGGCACCUCCUCCCCCUCCCCCUCCCCUCAGUAAUGGAUUUCACUACACCUUUGUCUAAUCAGAGCAAACAAAACCAAAGCUGUAUCUGGACAUUGAUGUGGUGAUGACCGCUCCCCACCAGGACUCUUGCAGACAGACCGACCGACUGACAUUGCUUGGCUUUCCCCAUCUACAUUCAGUCCUCAUUAGAUGAACAGUAGUGCACACAGGAAUGGGCAGACAUCGCUAAAUGCGUAACACAUUUAAUGAUGCAUUAUUUUGUCAUAGACCAUAAGCUAUUACUUUGUAUAGGAAGCAGAAAACAUUGCUGUGGAGACUGCUGUGCAUAUAUUAACUAUGGAAAUGUCUAACAAUGGUAAUCAUACAAUAGGAAAAAGAAAAACAAUGUUUUAUACAUGUUAUUGCACUUUUAACACUAUACUGUAUCAUAGUGAGAAACGGAUACCGAGCUGAUCUAUUUUAUUUCUCCGAGAGAGAAAAAGGUGUGUUCUGUGUUGCAGUGAGAUCUGAGUUUCAGAAAGAAAAAUGCAAUGGAGGGUAGAACAAAUGCAAAAGUAUUAUGCAUCUGGGAGAUUUGAAAAUGCGGUACAGUAAUAAUUGUGUCAAAUUGUUGAUUGUAUUUUUUAUCAACUCAGAUGAUAUUCUUACACCAAAUCACUUGAAAUAUUAUUUUUGUGUAUCUAGCACUGCCAGUUUCCUCUUAGCUUGCCAAAAGGAUUUUUAUUUUUGCCUACAACAUCUUGAAGAUAUAACCUUUAACAAUAUUUUCUGAAAAAAAAGAGGAAAAAAAAAUUGGGAAGGGGCAGACAUUUUUUUAAAUAAAGAAAAUGUAAAUAUUAAAAUACAUUAACAAGUUACUUG
Molecule: messenger RNA, 5228 nt
Organism: Clupea harengus (Atlantic herring)
Lineage: Eukaryota; Metazoa; Chordata; Actinopteri; Clupeiformes; Clupeidae
Gene: plekha7b
Product: pleckstrin homology domain containing, family A member 7b
Exons: 26
Coding region: 826-4425 (1199 amino acids)
Molecular function (GO): protein binding
Source: RefSeq, a predicted model, not a curated record